CUUCACACUAUCUAACUACCUACCUAUCCAAUCUUUCUUUACAUCUAUAUAUCAACGCAGAAGCUCAACAGCAUCUCAAAUUAAACCUAACAGGGCCAAGAUAAUAAGGAGAUAUCUUAAACCUAUUGUGAUGCAUGUCUAUUAUUCUCAAGCAAGCCUCAUAGUUUAUGAAAAAUACGAGUGAUCUUUCCACUUACUUCUCAAAAAGAAAAUACGGAUAGUUGCAUAUAUACAUCCCAUGCAUCUCUCUCCCCCUAUUAGAGAUCUUAAAGGUCGACUUACAACAACUACAUGGCCUUGGUUGAACUUGUAGUUCGCAACUACGACCUACCAACCCACAUAUGGAUCCAGAUGACGACUCCGAGUACGGCCCCGCCAGCAGUGAAUCCGGUCAGCCCCCCCAGCCUCUGUCCCUGCCCUCGCCUCGGCCCGGGGAGAGUAUCCGCAAGCGCCGUCUCAAGACGGUAGAACCAUCCCCUACAGUAUCGCUGCCUAAGCGACAAAAGGGAGUCUUCAACUUCCAGUAUAUCAACAUUCUUAACGAAGAAAUUCGCGAUGCCGCGGCGGGAAUCAUCAGAGACGAACCCCUGGGCCUAGCACCGGCCAAGAUCGGCAUCGUGUCGUGGACUCCUUCCGAGAAGCACGUCUUCUUCUCGGCUCUGGCGCGGUUAGGGCGCGACGAUAUUGCUGGUAUCGCGGCAAGGAUCGGCACUAAGAGCCCGCUCGAAGUCCAGCAGUAUUUGGUGCUGCUUAAUGAGGCAGAGCGUGCUCGACGGGAGAAUGACGGUAAGAGACAGCGGGCGUUACGCCCUGUCGAUGUACCUGCCGCGGCAGAACUUAGUACCGAGUUGUGUGCGGCCUUGGAGCAAGCAGCGGAUGGCAUCGCACUACGAUGUGAGAGGCAUGAGACGGCACUGGAGCAGAAGCGCUGGCAGGGUCGGUGGCUGGUUACGGCGCAAUUAGCACGGCUACUUGAGCGCCAGCAGCGUAGCAACCGCAGUAACAACAACCGCAAUACCGCGAUGGCAGAGACAAAUGACCUCCCCCCGUUUGCAGAGCUUUUCGUCCUGCGUAACUGGCUACGGCUCUCAGAGCGCGUCUUCAUGAACUCGUCCGUGGUCCCGGACGGUAACUGGCGCGGCGUAUCAGAGGAGCCACCUUCGAUCCGAGCCACGGCGCUCGCCGACUUUCACUCGUUAGCGUUAAGCGUUACACGGCGUCUCGUGAGCGCAACACUCUACGUAGCGAGCUCCCGGGUGCGCGCGAAACGUGCCGGGGACCGCCGCAACCGCACGGGGGGCCUCGUUAAGAUCAAAGACGUGCAGGCCGCCGUAGCAUCAGUCGGGAUGACCGAGAACAGCCGCAAAUUCUGGGCACGAGCGGCACGCAGGCUACGGCUUGACGUGUACGAUGACGAGCAGGACGAUGAAAGCGAAGACGUAUUAGGGAUGACAGACCAGGAGCAUUUAUCUGGUAACGGGGAAGACGACGACGAAGAUCUCAAUACCGAAGCUGAAGACAUAUCUGAAAGCGACACAAGCGAACGGGAGGAAGAAGAACCCACCGCCCCCUCCGAAAUAGAUGAUAAUAAAACAGACACCUCAUCCACCUCCGAGCCCCCCCCAAUGCCCUACGACAAAGUCGAAGCCGCCCUAGGCUUCCCCCCCAUCUCCCACCCAACGCAAGAAUUCCCCGCCGACCUCCCCGAAAUAUCCUCUACUUCCUCCGAGCUCUCAUUCUCAGACUCAGCCCCCGACUCCGAUUCCGAUUCCGAUUCCGAUAUACCCAUGAAAGACCCCCCGUCCCCGUCCCCGUCCCCGUCCCCCUCAUCAGAAGAAGAAGACUCCCCCGCCCUAGCCCAAGACCUCCACGAAGCCCUGACCUACACGGCAGCUUACGACCGCACCACAGCCACGCGCUCGCGCGACGCGCUGCGCGCCCGCAUCCGCGUGGAGCACGAACUGUGGGCGGAUGCGGAGCGCGCUGACGCGCAGGCCGCGGGUAGGGAGGAGGCGCGGCUGUGGAGGGUGGUGGUGCAUGAUGGGAGGGGCAGGGUGGAGGUAGACGAAGAGGACGAGCACGAGCACGGCGAGGGUAGAGAUGAGAAAGGGGAAGGGAGGCCGGAGAUGCGAAGGCGAUCGGGGUUGGUGGAUCUGGGUGCAAAUUGGAGGGAUCAUGUCGAGUAUUAUAGCGAGUGGGAGGUUGCGGGAGGGAAGAGAAUGGUUGCGGGGGGUUCGAAUGCUAAGGACUAAAAAGCCGGUUUGGAUGUGACGGGAGCGGUAUGGCAUAGUAGUCUAUUUGCCUACGUAUAGGGGUGUCUUAAGCGUUGUGUGAAUACCUUGAUAGGGGAUAUUAGAGG
This is a messenger RNA of Daldinia decipiens, 2359 nucleotides long. RefSeq lists its product as uncharacterized. Lineage: Eukaryota; Fungi; Ascomycota; Sordariomycetes; Xylariales; Hypoxylaceae. Bases 342 to 2252 code for a protein of 636 amino acids. The record is from RefSeq and is a predicted model, not a curated record. The transcript has a single exon. Gene Ontology annotation, biological process: nucleolar large rRNA transcription by RNA polymerase I; transcription initiation at RNA polymerase I promoter. Gene Ontology annotation, molecular function: rDNA binding; RNA polymerase I general transcription initiation factor activity. Gene Ontology annotation, cellular component: RNA polymerase I upstream activating factor complex.